UAAAUAAUGAGUUAAGUUAAGAUCAAAGUGGGCGGUAUUUGAGUUUGACAUCCCUGAUGGUAAAUGGGUUGGUUCUUAUUUAGCACUUUUCAACUCUACCUGAAAGCUCAAAGUGCUUUAUAUGACAUGCGUCAUUCACCCAAUCACAUCCAAUCAUACAUGUACUUUUUUUUAUGCUUAAGAUCCCUAAGGCCCCUGGUACCAUUAAACUGUAGUUUAACAUUCUGUGAUAUAAAUCUUUUUAUCGUAUUUUUCAUUCAUCAAAGGCUCUCAGUUACCUCGUCAAAUAGCUGGAUUGUGCUCACUUGUUAAGUCACUGUUCCAAUGCUAAAUAAUGCUAAGGCUGUUUUCUGUCAGGUAAAGACAAAAGAUCAACAUUUUCAUUAAAGUAAUGCAUCAUAAAGAUGUGAAUUUAUAUUUAUCAGUAGGGUAUGAAAAAUAUACUGUAUGUCUAGUCUGAAAUUAUCUGAGUGUUAAAUCUGAAUGAGAUUAGAAAGGCACUAUAUGAGUACUGGUCGUACUGGGUAUGACAAGAUGCACACUGAUACAGCAGUUAAACAACCAUCAGUGAUCCAGCCCCGAUUAUAAGAUUUAAUAAAUGUAAUAAACAAUGUAAUAAAUUGUUUUAUUAGCCUGAUUGCAAGUAUUUAUUUAAUAUGUAUCAUCUUCUUCAACAACAGUUUAAGGUUCGUUAACGGUCGAAUGGCACAGUAAACUGUUAUACAUCAUAUAUAUAUACAUGUAUAUAUAUAUAUACACAUAUAUACGCAAAAAGCAUGUUUGCAAGUUGAUAUAUAUCCACACCCAUGGGCUAUUACCGCACCUAAUUUUAUUAGUAGGCAUUCCGUUGUCUCAAGCUAGAUGAAGAGCAGGAUAAACGGUUGGGAUGUGAAAUAAAAAUGUAUAUAUCUAUAAACACUGGAAAAGUCAGAGAUAUGGGUUGGCUUAUGUCAUAAACGAACCCUCUCGGACCAAUACUGUUACGGUGACUACUAAGCUGUAAACUUCCUGAUAAAAGUUGAACUUACUGGACUCUGUGUGGCCUUUGGUACAAGGAGGAGCAACAGCCCUCAGGGUGUGGAGUGAGUAUAUAACCAGACAUGUAUCCAAGAAUAGGUCUGACAGAACGUGUGCCUGUGGGUGCGAUGAAGUGCUAUUAAGUUUUGCUUGGAUAACUCAGAAACAAGCUUAAGGAAUUACAUGACAGAAGCCAAGUGAAAGCCGUGACAAGGGCAAAGUCUGUCUCUCAAGAGAUGGAUGUGAGGAUGUUAGAGAUCCCUGCUGAGCUGUCCGCCAGACUCCACAGCACAGGAGGGCAGAAGCAGGGAUCAGGAGUCACAGAGGUCUCACCUCCACAGGUGAAAGCAGAACAUAAGCUCAACCUGCCUCUUGAUGUUGACAGCUACCCAUUCUCACGCUAUGCCAAGUCUGUAUUAAAGGAUACAUGGUGCCAGCCUCAGGGAUAUCCCCUUCAGAAACCCCUUACAGCUCAAGAACCUGAAGAUGCCAGAACUGCUUUGGAGAUUUACAAACUGAUUUUGCAUUUCACAGGAGAUGUAGAUAUUAGCAGCUGGCAAGAGCAAAUUUUAGGCAACUACAUAGUGGAGAAAGGCCAAAGCCUGCCAGCCUUGAGGGAUGAGAUCCUGGUCCAGCUGGUUUACCAUACUUGGAGCCUGAAGGAGGAGCAGCAAAGCCUGAGGGGCUGGUUGCUGAUGGCCUGCUGCCUAAGUGCUUUCACACCAUCACCAUCACUGGACAAACAUCUACUCAAGUAUGUAUCUGACUAUGGUCCAGGGGAGUACCGUUCACUGUGCCAACAUAAACUGCUGACAUCUAUGAAGCUUCCAUCUCCAACCUGCCGGAUGUACCCACCCACCGAGCUGGAAUGGACAUCCAACCAGAGAAAGGGAACCAUGUUGGUAGACGUUCACACCUACAAUGAUGAGAAGUUUGUAACUGAAGUGGAGUCUUGGACCACAGGAGAGCAGCUAGCGUCGUGGAUUCUUCAUUUCAGAGGUGUUUCGGAAGUGGUACAGGGCUGGUCAGUGUCUCUUUUUUCAAUCGAUGACGGCUGGUCUGAUUUAGCUGGCUCAGAUUUUGUCAUGGAUCUCCUGGCUGGAGCUGAAGCUGAAGUGCUCCCACCAGAAGGGACUCCCACCUCUACUUACUCUGAUUACCUGUUCAGCAACCAAGGAGAUAGGAUGUUAACAACCGAUCAAGAUGACUUUAUACCACCAGCACCACCCAUACAAGCUCCUGGUCUACCUCCUUUUGAAGGAAACCAGUGGAGAAGAGAUUAUCCACAGGAAGGGCGCAGUCGACAGAUGGAGGCCUAUGUUGAUGACAUAUUUGAACCCGUACUGGACAAUGGACCUCCAGACAUGGAAAGAGUAGCUAUUCUGAAUCGCAGGAUGAGAGGGGGAGGGGGGAUUGGACCGAUGCACUCUGGCAUGUAUGGAGCAGGUAUGCCUAUGACAAUGCCAAGCUAUCCUUUGGGAGCACCAGUCAACCCCGCAAUGCCCAGUUAUGGUGCAAAUCCCAUGAUGCCAGCCAUGCCAGCCAUGCCAACCAUGCCAGCCAUGAUGAUGCCUCAGGCUCCCAUGCCUGCUCCUGCUGCUGACCCCAUGCAGAUGGCAGCAGCAACGCAACAGGCUCUAAUCAACCAGCAAGCCCUUCUCAUGGCCCAGCAGAUGACCAUGCAGGCAAUGACUCUGUCCCAGCAGCAGGCACAGGAGCAGCAGAAGAAGGAGCAGGAGAGACUGAAGAGGGAGGAACAAAGGCAGAGGGAACAGGAAAGAAGGCAGGAGGAUGAGAGGGAACGGAGGCGUAGAUCAGAACGGCGUUCUAAGGACCGUUCAAGUUCACCUCCUCCUCAGUCUCGCUCACCCCCACCUGUCCAGUCCAAAGCAUCUGCGCCUAAAAUCACCCAAAACUACAGUCAGCCUGAGGCAGAGCCAGAAACAGAAGUAAACUUAGAUGCAGAUGAGCUAUACUCUGUCAAAGAUAAGAGGGACUUCUUCCAGAAGAUUGCCACUCAGCCCAACCCUAAAGACCCUAAAACCCUAAAGACACGUCAAGCCCCAAGCACAACCAGACAGCAACAGCACUCACCUCCAUUAACUUCUCCUUUGCCCCCACCUGUAGCAGCUAAGCCAGAAGUGAAACAUCCACAAAGCCCACCUGCAAGGGAAGUUGACCCCCCAAAAGAAAAACCAACCCCAACUCCCCUCACUAAGCCUCAACCUGAACCCACUUCCAACAUUCGGGAAAUCAUCAAACAGUUCAACAGCCGACCACAACCAGAACCCGAACCCUUUCAGCCCGUCAGACAUCCUGCAAAAUCAUUUGUAAAGAAGAGUAACCCCAAAGAGGAAGCUCUGGCUAAGCUUAAAAACAAAGCACCAGUGGCACAACAGAAGAAACAGUGGGUGCCUCCUCCACCCCCUUCUCCAAAGACCCGUUCACCACAGAAAUCUCCACCAUCAACAAGGGGUCGCAGAGUCAUCUCCAACAGCAUGAGACAGAAACAGCGCUCCCUGGAGGACCUGUUCAGCUCCCAGCAGCCCCAGCACCCUCCUCCUUCUCCCCCUGACUCCCCACCACCUUCCCCAGGCUUUCAGGACAUCCCUGAGCCACCAUCAAUGGCUGCUCCAUCAAUAAAUGAUGAUAUGCCAGAGGACGAAGGCAUUCAGUCCAAACUCCACCGCUUCUCUGCUGGGGUUUACUUCUCGUACUACAACAUGCCAGGAAAACUGUUCCUGCGAAAAGAAGUUUUUUACCCCAGAGAGAUGUUUAACCAGCCCUAUAUUCUUAAUCUGUUGUGUGAACAGAUAAUCAAGGACACUUACUCUGACAGCUGCGAGAAGAUCAGCAAAGAGGAGAGAAGGAAGAUGAAAGAUCUGCUGGCAAAUUUCAACAUAGGAACAACUAUAAACACCAUCCAGGACAACAACAUGAAGAAGAGGAUUGUCAUUGCAGCUCGAGACAACUGGGAAAACUACUUUACUCGUCUGUUCCCUGUGAAGCCAGACAGUGGGGAUGCCCAGGUGUUGGGUGUGUCUCAUCGCGGGAUUCGUCUCCUUAAGAUGGUGAGGGCAUUGGGGAUAAACCCCAAACAUCUCCGGCUACUCAGAGGUUACAGUUUUGCAGAGGUGCUGUCAGCUGAACUUCAGGGUGAAGACACAGUGGCACUGAAGCUGAAGAGUGAAAAACUGGUGUUGCAGUCACGCAGGGCUCCUCAGAUCAUUGCUAUGAUUCAGUCAUUCAUCCAGGAACUCAUCAAGGACUCAAACCAUGUAGUUGCCCUGAAGAGUUUUGUAACAGAUGACAAGAGUCUACUCAGCUUCAAUAAGGGUGAUAUAAUCAAACUGCUGCCAAUGGAAGGGCUAGAGCCAGGCUGGCGUUUUGGCAACAAGGGAGGACGUUCUGGUCUUUUUCCAGAAGACCUCACCAAGCCAUCUGCAGCCCCAGACUACCACUGUCUCAAUCUAAACCACAGAGAUGAGAAGAGGAAAAGCAUGAGGAAGACUCUCAUCAACAAACACAUGGGCAGCAGUAAUUCAAAGCAGCCUGGAAGAGAGGCUUCACCCCACGGUUUGGUGCAUGGAUCUCUCCAGAGAUCACAACAGAGCUCAAUGCAGGGCUCAGUCCUCAACUUAGAGGUGAACUCACCGAUGGCUGACUUUGCCAUGAAGUACUUCAGACUGGGGACAACAGGUCUGCCAGCCAACGGAAGGAAUUUUUCACAAGUGAUUGAAUACACAGAGACUCCCAUCCAGGAAUCUCUCAUUCUCUAUAAUGACCCUGAAAUCAAGGAGUUAUCUAUUCAGUGUUUCACAAACAUGAUGGAGUACAUGGGAGACAUGCCAAUGAGGAAGAACAGCAGCCAGCCAGAGUGUCUGAGGCAGAUUCUUCUGCUAGGGAAGGAAAAGGAACUGCUGAGGGAUGAAAUAUUCUGCCAGGUUAUCAAGCAAACUACCAACAACCCAAAAAAAUCCAGCUGUUCCUUAGGUUGGCAACUACUCAGUGUGGUGGCUGGCUUUUUCCCUUGCUCUGCUACACUGCAGCCUUAUAUCACACGCUACCUCGAUGACAUCUCUCAGGAUUAUGUGCACCCAUACCAUGAACUGGCAUCUUUGAGUCAUGAUAACCUCCAGCGCUCUCUUCGCUUUGGUGGUCGCCGCAAUAUCCCCUCAUAUCCCGAGAUAGAAGCAAUACUGGCUGGCAAAACUUCUAUCUAUAUUCCUAUCCACCUGCCAGGAGGAGUGGAAUUUCCCAUACAAAUAAAAAACUUCAGUGUCACUGAAGAUGUGGUAAUGGAGUUGUGUAAAGAAAUGGGCAUCACCCAACUCAAAGAAAUCAAAGAGUUCUCCAUCCUUGUCAUUAGACAACAAGAUGGGAUGGUGCGUCCCCUUCAUUUUGAGGAGUACCUGUUUGACUUUCUGGUGGAGGACAACUCAAGCUCCUUGUUGCUGAGAAGAGUGAUGUGGAGAAUGCCUCUUUCUUUUAUCAAUGACCUUUAUGUGGAUUUCCACUACCAACAGCUUCUUGCAGACUAUCUGAGCGGGCAACUGAUGCUUCCUCCUGUCACAGGAGGGUCAUCAACAAUCCAGCAGAUAGCAAUGCUGUCAGCCCUGCAGCACCUGGCUCUGGGCCUGCAGGACCAGCCCUCACUGUCAGAAAUAAAGGGGUACCUGCCUUCACAGACUGGGCUCCGUAACAAAGUGGAGGAGAUCCUCACUUUCUGUCAGGGCCGGAUUGCUGCCAUGCAGUCCCUUAGCCCUCAACAUGCUAAAGUACAAUUCAUUGAGGUUCUGAGUUCUCUGCCCCUGUUUGGAUCCAACACUUUCCUGGCUGAGAAGGUGAGCCAGCGUGGUUGUCCUUCUCCGUGUGUGGUCUGCAUCAACCAGGAAGGAGUGCUGUUCCUACACUCCAAAACACAGGAGCAAGUGUUUCGGAUUCCUCUGACUGAUGUUCAGUUCAUGCGCACCAUUCACCCCAAUAAAAAAGGCAAGGUGCCAGCCGUGGACAUUGACUAUGGCAAUCCAGCUGCUCCCAAAAAAAUCACCAUUCGUCUCAAACAGGCUAAACAGUUGUGCCACACUCUUGCUCUAUUAAUGGAAGAGCUGAUUCGACCGGCAAUCUCCAGUUCCAUUUCAAAGUAGAUUCAGUAGAUACAGAGAGAAAAGACAGGUUUUGUUCUUUUUAUUGUUAUUGUUGUUUUAUUGUUGCUAUUGUUGAAACAAACUGAGUAGAAACAUGCAGAAAUGAUCCUGAUAUCUGUCCUGUGUUAUAUGAAUGGAAACCUGCAACACGUAACACUCAUUAAGGAGCAUACUAAGUUAGAGACAAUAAAGUAUUAGAAUAAACGUAAGCCUUAAAUUUGAUCAUUAUCUGAACUAUAAACUGUUGUUGGAAUGCAAAGUUGAUUAAUUAUUGGAAUGAAUGCUGAUGUCAUUUAAGUAAAUUAGCAUCAUUAAAGAUUUACAUUACCUGCUUAAUAAAUCGUAUGUGCAUUUUUUUCCCCCAUCUUCUUUCACUAGUAGGCUUCCAUAAAUGAAGUAUAAUGAUCACAGAUGCAACCUGAAAGCUGUAAUUCUGAUCAAAUUUAAAACUCUGCAGUUAAUCAAAGCAAUAAAUAUUUUACUUUAUGACAAUUCACAAAUGAGUACUCCAUGACUGCACACCUACUGAGCUUUACUUAAGUAUACAUCAAGACAAGCUUUCUCAGUUAUUCUUAUUUCAAUGUGAUACGUAUUUAGGAAGACAUAAUGUGGCUGGGCUCUCGCUUAGAGAUGGGGUGAGGAGCUCGGUCAUUCGGGAGGGACUCUGAGCAGAGGCGCUGCUCUUCCACAUCAAAAGGAGCUAGAUGAGGUGAUCCAGGCAUCUCCAAGUCAGACCAAGACCAACCCCAAUUCCAGAAAAAAAGUAAAA
Messenger RNA from Haplochromis burtoni (Burton's mouthbrooder), 6933 nucleotides. RefSeq names its product myosin XVB (gene myo15b). Gene Ontology annotation, molecular function: protein binding. The transcript has 43 exons. Gene Ontology annotation, cellular component: cytoskeleton. The record is from RefSeq and is a predicted model, not a curated record. Bases 1254 to 6164 code for a protein of 1636 amino acids. NCBI's taxonomy places the organism in Eukaryota, Metazoa, Chordata, Actinopteri, Cichliformes, Cichlidae.